Xenia sp. Carnegie-2017 is the source of this 627-nucleotide messenger RNA. RefSeq names its product transcription initiation factor TFIID subunit 10-like. The transcript has 4 exons. Gene Ontology annotation, cellular component: nucleus; SAGA complex; transcription factor TFIID complex. The coding region runs from base 2 to 454 and encodes 150 amino acids. Gene Ontology annotation, biological process: transcription initiation at RNA polymerase II promoter. NCBI's taxonomy places the organism in Eukaryota, Metazoa, Cnidaria, Anthozoa, Malacalcyonacea, Xeniidae. The record is from RefSeq and is a predicted model, not a curated record. Gene Ontology annotation, molecular function: promoter-specific chromatin binding; RNA polymerase II general transcription initiation factor activity.
GAUGGCUGACAAUGUUAAUAUUAACAAAAACAGUACUUCUGGUUCUAUUUCGACAAACACAACUCAUGCAUCCACUAGCUCAUCGAAAAAUACCUCGGCAAAUUCAAGAGAUAUCGACGUAAAACAAAAAUCAGGUGGUGCCUCGCUUGCAGAUUUUUUAUUGCAUUUGGAUGAUUACACACCAACGAUUCCAGAUGCAGUUACAUCGUAUUAUUUAAACAGAUCUGGUUUUGAGACUUCAGACCCGAGAUUGGUUCGUUUGAUCUCUUUAGCUGCUCAGAAGUUUGUUUCUGAUAUUGCAAACGAUGCUCUACAGCAUUGCAAAAUGCGAGGAUCUGUACAAAGUUCAAGAAAAUCAGGAAAAGAUAAACACUACACAUUGACCAUGGAGGAUCUCACUCCAGCACUUGCAGAAUCUGGGAUUAAUGUAAAAAAGCCACCAUACUUUUUAUAAUACAUUGCUAUAAAUGGGUUGAAAGGUAGAAAAUAUUAAAAAGAAAAAACUUGCGCAGAAUCAUUUGUCAGAAAAGAAAGCAUUUUUAUCAACAAGUACUUGCUGGCAACAACAUAUAUUGAAAUGAAACGUUUUAUUUUUUCUAAUUAUUGAUGAAUAAAUUACUACUGUCA